AAAACAAGACUUCCGGUCAAUGUUUCGUCUUGGUUUUUAUUCCACUUCAGUAUAUUUAUGAAGAACAAUUUCGACAAUAUCCCAAAUAACGUUAUUAAGUAUUCUAUAAAUGGGAAUAACAUAAAAUAAGGUAAAAAUCCAUUUCAUUCUUCUGCGGAAGAGCCCUUAUCAUAAUAAUAGGCUUAUCUUUUUGUUCAAUGGCGUCACGUGGUUAUGCUAAGGAUCAACUGCACGGUGACGGCGUAGUACAUGUAUUGACAGUGUAUUCACGGCGUAAUAAGUCUUCCGUGUGUGACACUAACGCCUCCACUGGCGAUGGCUUCAGUUACAGCUCACGUGCCUCACUAGGCACAUGACCCUACACACGGAUAAUGACUCACGUAUUACGAUACCAGUGGCGGUAUCAGUGUGCAGUUUACUACAUGGAAGUUCCCUCAUCUUCAACAUGACAGCAUAACAACAUUUAAGAUGAAGUUAAAUUUUUUUGAUUAUAUUCAGCACCAUCCGCUGUUACUUUUUAAUGACUACAAAGUUGAAAAUGACAUUGGUUCUUUGACCAUUAAUACUCAUCGCAGAUCACGUCCCAAACUUGAUCGUAAUAAAAUCCGUUUGGUGAUAUACGCUGACCAUGACAAAGGACGCACCCCCAUGUUUGACUCGGAUGCCAUUAGGAAGGUGGAUGAGGACUCUUUUGAACGGAGUCCCCAAAAGCCUGGUGGAGCAAAAAGUGCGACCAACUUGCGGCCACCGCUUGGUAAAUCCAAUCUGGACGGAAGCAGCUCAUCAUCACAGAAGACAUGUCCCAAAUACCAGUUUAAGAAACUGAGCAGUGAUAACCAGAUGCUAGAAGAAAUGAUGCUUGGCUCUGUCGGCAUGGCAUACAAAGGGUUAACUCUUAAAGUUCACUUCAUCAGAUCGCCACCACAGAUUAUGCUGAGUAAGAUUUUCUACCCAGAAAAGCCCAAACGAGAACCUUUAGAUUUGGACUCCGAUUCGUCCAGUGUUUCCAGUCAGCCGCUGGAUUUCUCCAUUCCUAAACACCUAUCUGUGGAAACUCAGGAGAACUGGGACACCGGAUAUGGAAAGAGCAUACCAGUUGCUGUCCCAACCCCAUCUAGCAGCUACAGUGAAUCCACGGAUGAUGAAAGUGGUCUCAAUUCAUUUACGUCUAGUGGCAGUUUCCAGACCCACUUCCCGUCUCCAAGUGGCAACAGUGUGAGCAGCUACAACAGCCUGCACCGGCGGUGGAUGAGGACGCAGACGACAUCGCUACAGAGUCGCAAGUGGAGCUCUCAGGAGCAGCUUCUUAGUCAAGAGAGUUCCUAUGCCCAGAAGCGUCGUAGCAAACUAGCUCUUGGAAUCCUGUUUGGUUAUGGUGAUGACUCGCACGAUCAGACCAAUGAGUUUUUCCAGAACUUCUUUUUCUCUCACAUCCCGCUACUGGAGGGUCACGUGGAGAAGCUACGAGCAGUUGUAGAGCGAGGGUUCUUCAACCGGCCUCGCUUUAUUCCUAUGGUCAUGGAGGCAUUGGAAUUGUUCCGAAACGAUGUCUAUGAUCUGUACACGGCUCCGCGACUCGCUGAGCCGGUCUGGCUCAACAUGAUGUCAUACAGCAAUCACCGGUACAUCUUCUGUGAAAAGUUUAUCAACGAAUUCAGGGUGCUCGCUGACAAGUUUGACAACAAAAGCACUAAAUUUUUUUUAAGCACUCUCAUCUCAGCUGUCUUAACGCAUCAUCUAGCCUGGGUUGCCACGGUAACACCAGCUGGAGGAAUUACGUCUAGAACGUAUUUAGAUAAACAUUCUGCUAAGUGGCUGGAUGCCCUUGCGAGAACCCAUCCAUAUAACCCUUUGUGGGCCCAGUUGGGAGAUUUAUACGGUGCUAUUGGAAACCCUCUCAAAAUUGCUCGGACUAUUGUGGUUGGCAAAAAGCAAGACAUUGUGAAACGCUUUCUCUACAUUCUCAGUUACUUCAUUAGGUGUAGUGACGUGCAUGAAAUACGAGACUCUGGAUCUCUGGAAACAUUCAUGAAUGAUCUGACGUUCAACGACGCGCCGUUACAAAGUGAAAAGUCUUCAGCAGUCACCACUCCCAUUGAACCUGGGGCUAAUUCAGGGGACAGGUUUUUCCCUUCAACGACUUCGCCAGUGUGUGGUGACAGGGACGUAUGUGAUGUUGGUGAGAGAAGUCGGUUGUACCAGACGGAACUGGGUGAUCGGUGUGGUAACCAAGUGGGAGAGAGGGUUGAGAGGACUGUGAACAGGUUGGGAGGAUGUAUAGAGAUGGUGAGUAUGAAAGACGAAGAGUGUAACUUAGAAGGUGCGUCGUCUUCUCAGUCGGAUAGAUCUGAAUUCAAAUGUCGGCUGUCUGCUCAAAGGAUUGUUGAGUGCGCAAAAGUUGAAAAUGUACAACAUGUUCGGAAGUCGGCAGAUUUAAUUACGAACAAAUCAUUGAGUGAAAAUGUGCAACUAAGUAGUCCAGAUAAAUCAUCUUCCGAUUCUGGUCAAAAUUCUUCGUUAAAGGGAACGUCAAUGUUGUCUAGGCAGUUGGAGACGGUGGAUGAUUCUGAUGUAAAGAUGAAAGUUAGUGAUGUGCGUAAAAUGUUUCUCUCAGAAGGCAGCAGCAGUAUGUUUGAGGAAUAUUUUGAGGAUGGGAUUGAAGCGAAAACAAUUGACGAUGUUGCGGAACACGAGAGAGUAAUAAGUCACCCGCUGGCGAGUCCUCAUGCUCUGAAGCCAUCCGACGAGAGUGGUGAUGGGGCACGCGAUGUCGGUUCAGCUAAAAUGGCAGCUACCUCACUGCAAAACAGUCCGUUGAAAAUAUCCAUUUCGAGGCAGAAUUCCAGACCAUCGUCUUUGGCUCCAGGAAGAUGCAGACCUGUGACACCGACAGAACUAGGAAAACGGCGACAUCUGUCGUCGGCGAGCAGUAUCGACAUGGACAUGCUUGAUCCUGUACUACACUGUCAGGAGAUCAUCAUGCCAGAGAUGACCAGUGAUGGUGCUGAAUGGAAUUCUAGUGUGAGGUCGUACGACCGGAACUUCGGGCGGUCUCUACUAGCGGAGUUUUCAGACCACUACAUGUCCAAUUUUGUCCUUCAUGGGACGUCCGAUGUCAACUUGUGGCCAAAACUGCUCAGUGAUCUUCAAAUGUCAUCUCAGUAUUCCGUUCUUGAUGAACCAAUUGCUGAAGCAGUUUGUGUGGUAGCAGACACCGAUACAUGGUCAGUUGAUGUGGCCAACAGCAAUCUGCUGGAGCGGUCGCCAUCAGGACGGAUGUCGUGGACAACAUCACAACUCGUCUGUAACCUGGUUGAAUCCGUGCUCGAUCUCUGCAAACUGAAGAUGAGUCCGGAGUUUUGCUUGAUGCAUCUUGAAGAUCGACUGCAGGAAAUCUACUUCAAAAGCAAGAUGGUGGCAGAAUAUCUGAAGACUUCCAAGGUGAAGAAUAUGAAAGACUUGACGUCAAUGCUGGGAUUUGAAGCCAGUGAUUUACCACUGCUGUUAGCAGUUGCAGGAACUCAUUCCCCAAGUCUAGAUCUGUAAAUUGAGAUGGGGAAAACCCUGGCUUCACAGUUAGCUAGAAGAGGUCAACCAUGUUGUGAUGAAUUUAAAUCUUAUAGUACAUUCUUCACUUGAACCUCUCGUCAGUGUGAUAAACCUACGGAAUGCGGUAUCCAUGCUGACUGCUCAGGAAUGCGGUAUCCAUGCUGACUGCUCAGGAAUGCGGUAUCCAUGCUGACUGCUCAGGAAUGCCGAAUUCAUGCUGACUACUCAGGAAUGCCGAAUUCAUGCCGACUACUCAUUAACACAGACAACAAACCAGGAGCUGUAUCACAUCUCUGAGCCUGGACCACUGGUUCUCGAUAAUCAGUCCGGUUGUAGUCCAUCUAUUUAACGUGGGUGGUUCUCGAUAAUCAGUCCGGCUGUAGUCCAUCUAUUUAACGUGGGUGGUUCUCGAUAAUCUGUCCGGCUGUAGUCCAUCUAUUUAACAUGGGUGGUUCUCGAUAAUCAGUCCGGCUGUAGUCCAUCUAUUUAACGUGGGUGGUUCUCAAUAAUCAGUCCAGCUGUAGUCCAUCUAUUUAACGUGGGUGGUUCUCAAUAAUCAGUCCACCUGUAGUCCAUAAUCAGUCCACCUGUAAUCCAUCUAUUUAACGUGGGUGGUUCUCGAUAAUCAGUCCACCUGUAGUCCAUCUAUUUAACGUGGGUGGUUCUCGAUAAUCAGUCCACCUGUAGUCCAUCUAUUUAACGUGGGUGGUUCUCGAUAAUCAGUCCGGCUGUAGUCCAUCUAUUUAAUGUGGGUGGUUCUCGAUAAUCAGUCCGGCUGUAGUCCAUCUAUUUAACGUGGGUGGUUCUCGAUAAUCAGUCCACCUGUAGUCCAUCUAUUUAACGUGGGUGGUUCUCGAUAAUCAGUCCACCUGUAGUCCAUCUAUUUAACGUGGGUGGUUCUCGAUAAUCAGUCCACCUGUAGUCCAUCUAUUUAAUGUGGGUGGUUCUCGAUAAUCAGUCUGGCUGUAGCCCAUCUAUAUAACGUGGGUGGUUCUCGAUAAUCAGUCCACCUGUAGCCCAUCUAUAUAACGUGGGUGGUUCUCGAUAAUCAGUCCACCUGUAGUCCAUCUAUAUAACGUGGGUGGUUCUCGAUAAUCAGUCCGGCUGUAGUCCAUCUAUUUAACGUGGGUGGUUCUCAAUAAUCAGUCCACCUGUAGUCCAUAAUCAGUCCACCUGUAGUCCAUCUAUUUAACGUGGGUGGUUCUCGAUAAUCAGUCCACCUGUAGUCCAUCUAUUUAACGUGGGUGGUUCUCGAUAAUCAGUCCACCUGUAGUCCAUCUAUUUAAUGUGGGUGGUUCUCGAUAAUCAGUCUGGCUGUAGCCCAUCUAUAUAACGUGGGUGGUUCUCGAUAAUCAGUCCACCUGUAGCCCAUCUAUAUAACGUGGGUGGUUCUCGAUAAUCAGUCCACCUGUAGUCCAUCUAUAUAACGUGGGUGGUUCUCGAUAAUCAGUCCGGCUGUAGUCCAUCUAUUUAACGUGGGUGGUUCUCGAUAAUCAGUCCACCUGUAGCCCAUCUAUAUAACGUGGGUGGUUCUCGAUAAUCAGUCCACCUGUAGCCCAUCUAUAUAACGUGGGUGGUUCUCGAUAAUCAGUCCACCUGUAGCCCAUCUAUAUAACGUGGGUGGUUCUCGAUAAUCAGUCCACCUGUAGUCCAUCUAUUUAACGUGGGUGGUUCUCGAUAAUCAGUCCACCUGUAGUCCAUCUAUUUAACGUGGGUGGUUCUCGAUAAUCAGUCCGGCUGUAGUCCAUAUAAUUAACAUGAAAAACUAGCAGAAAAUGACACAGGACAAUUGCCUGUUGCUGCUAUACAACAUGACCCUAAUCUGCUGUAUUGUACAAUAUGUGCAGAGUAGCCAAAUAGGAUCAUUAUUAAUUUAAGGUUCUUUAUUCAGACAAUGGGAGUUUUUUUUUUUCAUUAUCCUCAAGAAUAGUUUAAAAGUUUUUAACAUUAAAAUGGCUAUUUAAGUUAAUGUAUUUAUGACACCUCUGCUUGCACAAUUACUGUGUGCAUUGUCAAUGGCAAUGUGUGUUAAUUUCAGUGGAUAGUUAGGAAUUGACAUCAUACCAUGGUGCAAUAUCUUUAAAUCUGUCGCCAUAUGUAAGAUAUUGUCAUAUUGUAUUAUGAAGGUCACACACUGACCUCUCAAAUGGAUGUGUGAGAAUGUUUUAUCACCUUUAGCCAUAGCAACUAGUGUUGUAGGUUCCGUUUCAAUAUUUUACCCCUCUGCAAAAUGUUAGCCUAUACUUGGUGAGAAUGUUCUACCCAUAAUUCAGUUAUAGUAUUGUCCUUUAAUGACAUAACAUCAGUGUCACUACAUCAGUUUUUGAUGAAACUUAAACAUUCUACAGCAAGAUCUGAAAUGAUGUGUUAAAAACACAGAAAAUACAAGGUUAAAACAGAUUAACCAAUAUUAGCCAACAGCAGCUAUGAGACGUUACAUGGAUCACAGUGCCAACACUCGAGAAGAGGAUGGUAUUGUUCAUUGCUACAGCUGGCAUUUGUUGGUUGUAACAUCCCACUUCUGACACCAUAUCGUGUUAUGUUCAUUUGGGAUUAGGUUCCAAGUCCUUGCAGCAAUUAUAAACACAAUACAAUAGGAAGAAUCUGUUGGUAGUAACUUUCAUAAGUGCAUCCACCAUUACAGGCCUGGAGCGAGGCACCCUGGAUGUUCUCGACAAAAGCAAAUAAUGUUAGAUACUCUCUAACCUUAGACUCGAGGUGUCCUUACAGUCUCGAGGUGUAGUCCGUCAGCAAACACAAAGAAGAUGGAGCUUGGAACUAGUAGACAUUACCCCGAGGGGAGUGUGGUCUCAUUAAUGGUGUAAUAGGAAUACACGGCUUUGAGCUUUUGUUGGUUGGAAUUAACCAUGUAUAAAUUGUUGAUCUGUAGGUUUACUGAUAAUACCUAUGUAUAUUCAUCUUGGAAAGGUGGUGCUAAACUUUUAAUAUGGAUGUAUUUUAUUACAGUUGAUCAUUUUAACACAGAAACUGAAUGAACAUCAUUUAAGUAUUGUGCAAUCUUUGUGAAAUAUGCAAUAUGCCAGUAACAUUACUUUGUGAAAAGUUGCAAGACUAGUGUUUAUUUAUUGAUGGUCACCAAAACAUUCACUGUGCUUAUUUGUUUGCUAUUCAACUCAGGAAUUAAUAGAUGAAUAAAUUAUCUAAUUUCUUCACAUUACCAAAACAGUCAUUGUUAAAACACUUAAUAUGGAAAUACCAGUGAAUGUUAUCUACGCAAUAGGGCUUUAUUUAAAUGAAAUUUAGAAUAAACUCACUAAACUGCAGAUGGAGAUGGAUCAUUUUGCACAAAACUAUAGCAUUUGCAGUUCAGACGUUGCCAUAAUACAUACAUCACAGGGCUUUAAAGAUCUCUUUAUAUUAAUUGAAAAAUGUAGCGGGUUUCCUCUCCAAGACUACAUGUAUUUGUCAAGAUUACCAAAUGUUUGACAUCCAAUAGUCAAUGAUUAAUAAAUCAAUGUGAUUUAGUGGUGUCGUUAAACAAAACAAACUAAACUUAAGAAGCAGUUUGUUAGAUGUAUAUUUCAAGUUCAUUUCAUUUGUCAUUGUAUAAAUCCUAAACUAUAUAUUUUGUUUAUGUUGAACUGUUCACCAUUGUCAUACUGUAAAAAAACUACCAAGUGACAAGACUGUACACUUUGUGCGUUUGUGACAAGACUGUACACUUUGUUUGUCUCUUUUUGUGCUGCUUUAAUAUUGAUUAAUAAUAAUAUUAUUCAGCAGCUGAGUGUCCUAACUUGCCAAGUCUUUCAUAUGUUAAAUACAUUCGUAUUCAUACAGGGUUGGGUAUAGCACUUGGUGUACAGCUUUUCUUAUGAUGUCUUUCACGUCGGAUCCCACAGAAUCUUUUAUAUAUGUGUAUCUAUAUAUAAUGCCUUGUAAUUGCAUGUCUUGUGAUAAAUAAUACAUUUGAUGUCAUCCUCUAAUGUAUUGUUAAACAGAGUAAUGUUUUUUGUUAAAAUCACAAAACUAACCAACAACAGAACAAUAACACCAAGACAAUCAUGGGGAAAUGUGUUGAAAAAUUUAGAAAUGUCUUUUUGUUAAUCACAGACUAGCAACAGAACAUUAACACCAACACGAUCAAGGGAAGCAGUGGUUGUCAACCAUUUACUCUGUAUCACAGCUAUCACUUGUAUCGGAGAAUAAAUAUUUGUAGAAAUCAUUGCUUGAUGGAAUUAACAUUGCUCUAGAAUUUGUUUUCUGGUAAAUUUUCAAUGCUUGAAUAGACUUUUUGCUUGAAUCAGUUUUUAGAAAUUCAUUGUAGUUCUUUUUAAAAUAGUCUUAAUGGGCCGUUCACAAACAUCCACAUUUUUACGAGUGUACAAACCAUACGCUAAGCAACAUAUUUUGGGCCAAAAGUCUGACGAAGAUGAUCAGUAUAUAUUAAAAAAGAAGAAGAGAAAUGUGCCCUCUGACAGGGUGAGACCUACUCAGGAAGAACUGGCAUAUUACCACCUAACACCCAUAUCUAUUUUGUGAAGGACUUUUACAACUCUCCAUUUUAAAUUGCAGAAAUACUAUGCAAUUCUAUUGCCAAACUAAAAUUUGUGCAUUUCAUUUCUCAUCAAAAGUUUUAGUUGGCAAUAAAUGUUUUUAUAAAUUUACAAAUGUGUACUAUUCAGUUGCAAAACUAUUUCAGAUUAAAAUAUUGAUGAUACUACAAUUAGCUGCAAUGUAUUCUUUAUAGAAUGUAGCAACAGGGUUACAAAGAUUUGUUGAAAUGUUUAAUUUUGUGAUUGUAAAUCGGUUUUAAUAUAACUGUGACAUUACCUUGUAAUAAUGUUAACAUAAAUGUAUUUAUUAAUGAG
Messenger RNA from Gigantopelta aegis, 8378 nucleotides. Its product is annotated as folliculin-interacting protein 1-like. Gene Ontology annotation, molecular function: ATPase inhibitor activity; protein-folding chaperone binding. Bases 469 to 3546 code for a protein of 1025 amino acids. NCBI's taxonomy places the organism in Eukaryota, Metazoa, Mollusca, Gastropoda, Neomphalida, Peltospiridae. Gene Ontology annotation, cellular component: cytoplasm. The record is from RefSeq and is a predicted model, not a curated record. The transcript is spliced from 20 exons.